AUGACCAUGGAGAAGCUCGAAACUGCACAAUACCAUAGUCACUCAGACACGAAGGAGCCAGGCCACCACGACAACAACAAUGCAAUCCCCCCAUCUCCAUAUUCAUCGUUACCACCACCAGCACCACCACCAGCAAGCCCCUAUCGCGCCUGGGCCCAAGUCGUCGUCGCCCACCUCGGCUCCUUCAACAGCUGGGGAUACAUGAACUCGUUCGGGCUCUUCCAGUCCUAUUACGCGACCUCCCUCCUCCCGCCCACCACGGCCCCCUCCUCCAUAAGCUGGAUCGGCUCGAUCCAGAUCUUCCUCGCCUUUGGUGUGGGCUCCGUGUCCGGUCGCGCCCUCGACGCAGGCCACCUGCGCGCCGUGGUCCUGGCCGGCUGCUGCCUCCAGAUCCUCGCCAUCAUGACGGCGUCCGUGUCGACAGAGUACUACCAGCUCCUGCUGACCCAGGGCCUGUGCAAGGGGCUCGGGGACGGCUUGGUCUUCUGCCCCACGGUGGCCAACGUCCCGACGUACUUCCCCGCCGCGAGGAAAGGCGGGAAGCGGGCGGUCGCGAUGGGCGUCGCGGCGAGCGGCACGGCCACGGGCGGGAUCGUGUUCCCCCUGAUCGCGCAGAGGCUCAUGCCCAGCCUGGGGUACGGGUGGACCGUCCGGGUGAUGGGGUUCAUUGUGCUGUUCAACGCCGCGGUCAUGCUGGCGCUCGUGCGGCCCAGGAAGAGCGUGAUGGCCAUGUUUAAUGGGUUGUUUGACUGGUCCGCCUUUCGCGACGAGCCAGCCUACGCGCUCUUCUGUGCGGGCAUGUUUUGCGCGUGGCUGGCGCUGUACUUUGCGUUCUACUAUGUCACGCCCUUUGGCAAAACCUUUAUUGGCAUCGACACCUCCCUGUCCCUGACGCUGCUGCUCAUCAUGAACGCCAUCGGCGCCCCGAGCCGCGUCCUCUUCGGCGUGAUAUCCGACAGGCUGCUCGGCCCGCUCCGCGCGCUCAUCCUGGCCGUCUCGUGCACGGGCGCCGUCUUCUACGCCUGGACCGCGGUCCGCGACCUGCCGGCGCUCGUCGCCUUCUGCUGCCUGUACGGCUUCUUCGCGGCGGCCUGCCAGGGCCUGUUCCCCGCCACGUGCGCCAACCUGACGGCCGACCCCAAGAAGAUGGGCGCCAGGACGGGCAUGGCCUUUGCGGUGGUCUCGGUGGCCACGCUGGUCGGGCCGCCGAUUGGCGGGGCGUUGGUGCAGGCCAGGCAGGGAGGGGAGUAUCUGUAUGCGCAGGUGUUUGGGGGCUCGGUGCUUGUUUUUGGGGCCGCGCUCUUGGUGCUUUCGGGAUGGACUAAUUGUCUGAGCCGUAUUCCAAAACCAGAGAUUUCCGAGGUGCAUAAAGCAGCGACAGCAUUCCCUGAGUGA
Molecule: messenger RNA, 1395 nt
Organism: Microdochium trichocladiopsis
Lineage: Eukaryota; Fungi; Ascomycota; Sordariomycetes; Xylariales; Microdochiaceae
Product: major facilitator superfamily domain-containing protein
Exons: 4
Coding region: 1-1395 (464 amino acids)
Biological process (GO): transmembrane transport
Cellular component (GO): fungal-type vacuole membrane
Molecular function (GO): transmembrane transporter activity
Source: RefSeq, a predicted model, not a curated record